AUGGCAAAUGGUGGCGGCGGCGGCGGCGGCGGCGGCGGCGGCGGAGGCGGCAGCAGUCUUAGAAUGAGUAGCAAUAUCCACGCUAACCAUCUCAGCCUAGACGCGUCCUCCUCCUCUUCUUCUUCCUCUUCCUCCUCCUCCUCGUCCUCUUCCUCGGUCCACGAGCCCAAGAUGGAUGCGCUUAUCAUCCCGGUGACCAUGGAGGUGCCGUGCGACAGCCGCGGCCAGCGCAUGUGGUGGGCUUUCCUGGCCUCCUCCAUGGUGACUUUUUUCGGGGGCCUUUUCAUCAUCUUGCUCUGGCGGACGCUCAAGUACCUGUGGACCGUCUGCUGCCACUGCGGGGGCAAGAGCAAGGAGGCCCAGAAGAUUAACAAUGGAGCUACUCAGGCAGAUGGCACCCUCAAACCAGUGGAUGAAAAAGAGGAGGCCGUGGCAGCAGAAGUUGGCUGGAUGACCUCUGUGAAAGACUGGGCGGGAGUGAUGAUAUCUGCCCAGACAUUAACUGGCAGAGUCCUGGUUGUCUUAGUCUUUGCUCUUAGCAUUGGGGCCCUUGUCAUAUACUUCAUAGAUUCGUCAAACCCGAUAGAAUCCUGUCAGAAUUUCUACAAAGAUUUCACAUUACAGAUCGACAUGGCUUUCAACGUGUUCUUCCUUCUCUACUUUGGCCUGCGGUUUAUUGCAGCCAACGAUAAGCUGUGGUUUUGGCUGGAAGUGAAUUCAGUAGUAGAUUUCUUCACAGUCCCUCCUGUGUUUGUGUCAGUGUAUUUAAACAGAAGUUGGCUUGGUUUGAGAUUUCUGAGAGCUCUCAGGCUGAUACAGUUUUCAGAAAUUCUGCAGUUUCUGAAUAUCCUUAAAACAAGUAAUUCUAUCAAGCUGGUGAAUCUGCUCUCCAUAUUUAUCAGCACAUGGCUGACAGCAGCUGGGUUCAUACAUUUGGUGGAGAACUCAGGGGAUCCAUGGGAAAAUUUCCAAAAUAACCAACCUCUAACAUACUGGGAAUGUGUCUAUUUACUCAUGGUUACAAUGUCCACUGUCGGUUAUGGGGAUGUUUAUGCAAAAACCACCCUUGGCCGCCUCUUCAUGGUCUUCUUCAUCCUCGGGGGACUGGCCAUGUUUGCCAGCUACGUCCCUGAAAUCAUAGAGUUAAUAGGAAACCGCAAGAAAUACGGUGGUUCCUAUAGUGCGGUUAGUGGAAGAAAGCAUAUCGUUGUCUGUGGGCACAUCACUCUGGAGAGCGUGUCCAACUUCCUGAAGGACUUUCUGCACAAAGACCGGGAUGACGUCAACGUGGAGAUUGUCUUUCUUCACAAUAUUUCCCCAAACUUGGAGCUUGAAGCUCUCUUCAAACGUCACUUUACUCAGGUGGAAUUUUAUCAAGGUUCAGUCCUCAAUCCGCAUGACCUGGCAAGAGUCAAGAUAGAGUCAGCAGAUGCGUGCCUAAUCCUUGCCAAUAAAUACUGCGCUGACCCGGAUGCUGAAGAUGCCUCCAACAUCAUGAGAGUGAUUUCCAUAAAGAACUACCACCCGAAAAUCAGAAUUAUCACCCAGAUGCUACAGUAUCACAACAAGGCCCAUCUGCUAAACAUCCCAAGCUGGAAUUGGAAAGAAGGAGAUGACGCAAUCUGCCUUGCUGAGUUGAAGCUAGGAUUCAUAGCCCAGAGCUGCCUGGCUCAAGGCCUCUCCACGAUGCUCGCCAAUCUCUUCUCCAUGAGGUCAUUCAUAAAGAUUGAGGAAGACACGUGGCAGAAAUACUACUUGGAAGGAGUCUCCAAUGAAAUGUAUACAGAAUAUCUUUCUAGUGCCUUCGUGGGUCUGUCCUUCCCUACAGUUUGUGAGCUGUGCUUUGUGAAGCUAAAGCUCUUAAUGAUAGCCAUAGAGUACAAGUCCGCCAACCGAGAGAGCCGCAUAUUAAUUAAUCCCGGAAACCAUCUCAAAAUUCAAGAAGGUACUUUAGGAUUCUUCAUUGCAAGUGAUGCCAAAGAAGUCAAGAGGGCAUUUUUUUACUGCAAAGCCUGUCAUGAUGACAUCACAGAUCCCAAAAGGAUAAAAAAAUGUGGCUGCAAACGGCUUAAGGAUGAAGCCAAAUCACGUUACCCCAAACGCGCAUUUGAGCUCCAGAACGCAACUUCAAAAUCACAUCUUGUGGCCAAGCCAGUUGAAGAUGAACAGCCAUCGACGCUGUCACCCAAAAAAAAACAGCGGAAUGGAGGCAUGAGGAACUCGCCCAACUCUUCUCCUAAGCUGAUGAGGCACGACCCUUUGUUAAUUCCUGGCAAUGAUCAGAUCGACAACAUGGACUCCAACGUGAAAAAGUAUGAUUCUACAGGGAUGUUCCACUGGUGUGCAGCCAAGGAGAUCGAAAAAGUCAUUCUGACGAGAAGUGAAGCUGCCAUGACGGUUCUGAGUGGGCAUGUGGUGGUUUGCAUCUUUGGUGACGUCACAUCAGCUUUGAUUGGCCUCCGGAACUUGGUGAUGCCUUUGCGUGCGAGCAAUUUUCACUACCACGAACUGAAGCACAUUGUGUUUGUGGGUUCCAUUGAGUACCUCAAGCGGGAAUGGGAAACACUACAUAACUUUCCCAAAGUUUCAAUAUUGCCUGGUACACCAUUAAGUCGGGCUGAUUUAAGGGCUGUCAACAUCAACCUCUGUGACAUGUGCGUUAUCCUGUCAGCCAAUCAGAAUAAUAUUGAUGAUACUUCGCUGCAGGACAAGGAAUGCAUCCUGGCGUCACUCAACAUCAAAUCUAUGCAGUUUGAUGACAGCAUUGGGGUCUUACAGGCUAAUUCCCAAGGGUUCACACCACCAGGAAUGGACAGGUCAUCCCCAGACAACAGUCCAGUCCACGGGAUGUUACGUCAGCCAUCCAUCACAACUGGGGUCAAUAUCCCUAUCAUCACUGAGCUAGCGAAGCCUGGCAAACUUCUGCCUUUGGUUUCAAUCAAUCAGGAAAAAAACAGUGGGACGCACAUUCUCAUGAUAACCGAACUGGUGAAUGAUACUAAUGUUCAGUUUUUGGACCAAGACGAUGAUGAUGACCCAGAUACGGAGCUGUAUCUCACACAGCCAUUUGCAUGUGGGACAGCAUUUGCUGUUAGUGUCCUGGACUCACUCAUGAGUGCGACAUACUUCAAUGACAACAUCCUUACCCUGAUCCGGACGCUGGUCACGGGAGGAGCGACUCCAGAGUUGGAAGCCCUGAUUGCUGAGGAAAAUGCCUUACGAGGUGGCUACAGCACCCCUCAGACAUUGGCCAACAGGGAUCGAUGUCGGGUGGCACAGUUAGCCCUGCUGGAUGGGCCUUUUGCAGAUUUAGGGGAUGGUGGUUGUUAUGGUGAUCUAUUCUGUAAAGCCCUAAAGACCUACAAUAUGCUCUGCUUUGGAAUUUACCGGCUGAGAGAUGCCCAUCUCAGCACACCAAGCCAAUGCACCAAACGAUACGUCAUCACCAACCCUCCGUAUGAGUUUGAGCUGGUGCCCACUGACCUGAUCUUCUGUCUGAUGCAGUUUGACCACAAUGCUGGACAGUCCAGGGCCAGCCUCUCUCACUCUUCUCACUCCUCCCAGUCCUCCAGCAAGAAAAGUUCCUCUGUUCACUCCAUCCCCUCCACGGCAAAUCGGCAGAACCGCCCCAAGUCCAGGGACUCUCGGGACAAACAGAAUGCAACAAGGAUGAAUAGAAUGGGCCAAGCAGAAAAGAAAUGGUUUACAGAUGAAUCGGAUAAUGCCUAUCCCAGAAACAUUCAAAUCAAGCCCAUGAGCACCCAUAUGGCUAACCAGAUCAACCAAUAUAAAUCUACAAGCAGCUUGAUUCCACCAAUCAGAGAAGUUGAAGAUGAAUGUUGACUCCCAGGAGACCAGAACUAAUUUUUUUUAAAGCCUGACAAACUUCAUAAAUGGUGAUGUGACUUUUUUUCCUCUUACAUGCCGAAUCACUGGUGGAAAAGUUAGGAUAAGCAAGAAUUAUGAGAGAAAAAAAAUAAAGUAGACAGAUCUCUCUCUCUUUUGUCUGCCUUCAAUAUUGCUUCCAUGUACUUUGG
Molecule: messenger RNA, 4037 nt
Organism: Vombatus ursinus (common wombat)
Lineage: Eukaryota; Metazoa; Chordata; Mammalia; Diprotodontia; Vombatidae
Gene: KCNMA1
Product: potassium calcium-activated channel subfamily M alpha 1
Exons: 31
Coding region: 1-3843 (1280 amino acids)
Biological process (GO): transmembrane transport; potassium ion transport
Cellular component (GO): postsynaptic membrane
Molecular function (GO): large conductance calcium-activated potassium channel activity
Source: RefSeq, a predicted model, not a curated record